Triticum aestivum (bread wheat) is the source of this 1685-nucleotide messenger RNA. Its product is annotated as noroxomaritidine synthase 2. The record is from RefSeq and is a predicted model, not a curated record. Gene Ontology annotation, molecular function: iron ion binding; oxidoreductase activity, acting on paired donors, with incorporation or reduction of molecular oxygen; monooxygenase activity. The coding region runs from base 21 to 1568 and encodes 515 amino acids. Lineage: Eukaryota; Viridiplantae; Streptophyta; Magnoliopsida; Poales; Poaceae. The transcript has a single exon.
AACAUUAGCGUCAGUUAAAGAUGGCAUUCUCCUUCUUGCCUGAACUACUACACCUAGUCCUAGCACUACUUUUCCUUGUCUUCGUUAUCAAAUGUAGGAGAUCAAGCAAUCCAUUGCUGCCAACGGAAUUGCCUAUCAUUGGCAUGCUCCCUAGCCUUAUCGCCAACUGGAACAACCUCCAUGACUACGCCGCAGCCGGCUUGUCCGCCUCCGGGCACAACUUCGAGCUACGCGGCCCUCCGGCCACCAGCGUACGGUACCUCGUCACCUGCAGCCCGGCCAAUGUUCGCCACGUCUUCACCACCAACUUCACCAACUACGUCAAGGGCGAGGAGCUCGCUGCGGUCCUUGGACUACUGGGUGGCACUAUAGUCACUGCCGACGGCGAGUCCUGGCGCCUGCAGCGCGACACCAUCCAUCGUGUCCUCACCAGGCCGCGGCUGCUGGCCUCCCUAUCCCGCUGCUGCCGCGACAAGGUGGCAGGGGGCCUAGUGCCACUGCUAAGCCACUUGGCGGACGGCCGUACCACCUUCGACAUGGAGGAUUUGCUUGGGAGGCUCGUGCUCGACAUCACUGUGAUAGUGGUGUUCGGCUGGGACCCCUUCUGCUUGGCCGCGUCGAUGCCACCCAUGCACGUUGCCGCGGCCCUGGAUACUCUAAUGGAGGUGGCCAUGCGCCGGCACAUAUUGCCUGUGUCCUGCUGGAGGACGAUGAGAUGGCUCAACAUCGGCCAGGAGAGAAAACUAGCCAAGGCAGAAGCGGUGUUGUACAGGUUCGUGGCGGAGAGCAUCCAAAAAAAGAUGGCCAGUGACAGCACGGGCACGGGGGAUGAUAUCAUCUCCUAUUACAUCAAUGACCCCAACCCGGACCCGGAGUUCCUUAACCGGGACAGAGAGCCCACUGAUUUCCUCAUCAGGACAUUCAUCAACUUUAUGGUAGCCAUGCGUGACCCGAUGGGGUCAGCGUUGUCGUGGCUCGUCUACAACCUAGCCACACAUCCACACGCCAUGCUUGCCAUCCGCGAGGAGUUGGCGCCGAUCGUCGCCACACGCAAAUCAGGCGACGGUGUUGUGGUGUUUGAUCCAGACGAGACCAAAGAUCUAGUGUACCAGCGAGCGGCCAUGUUCGAGUCGCUGAGGCUGUACCCGAUCGCGCCCAUGGAGCGCAAGGAGGUCGUCGCCGAUGACCUUCUGCCUAGCGGCCACAAGGUGCAGGCCGGCAGCACCAUCCUGAUCUCGACCUACAGCAUGGCGAGAUUGGAGCAGGUGUGGGGAGAUGACUGCCGGGAGUACAGGCCGGAGAGGUGGCUGUCGUCCAACCAAGACGGGAGCGGCCACACGCUGCGGCACGUGCCGUCUCACGUGUUCGUAGCGUUCAACACCGGACCGAGGGCAUGCCUCGGCAAGAACAUCUCCGUGGCGCUGGUGACAUCCAUCGUUGCCACGGUGGUGUGGAACUUUGAUGUGGAGCUACUGGAUAGUAACACCGUGAAGCCCAAGCUGUCGGUUAUUCUGCAGAUGAAGAACGGGCUCAUGGCCAAAGUUAAGAGGAGACCAGAGGACGACUGAGGGGACACCGAUCCAAAUUAAUUGUCACUGUUUUUGUACAACUUGUACUAAAACACCAACAAUUAAUUUGAAUCAGAGAGUAACAAAUAAACAAAUAAAAUUUUACGGACUUGAGCA